Molecule: messenger RNA, 832 nt
Organism: Fomitiporia mediterranea MF3/22
Lineage: Eukaryota; Fungi; Basidiomycota; Agaricomycetes; Hymenochaetales; Hymenochaetaceae
Product: DNA/RNA polymerase
Exons: 1
Source: RefSeq, a predicted model, not a curated record
AGCCACCUAUCAAGCAUUAAUGAACCACAUUUUCCAGCCUUACUUGGGUGACUGGAUGGAUAUCUACCUAGAUGACUUAGUGAUUUAUUCAGACACAAUUAAGGAUCAUAUGCAACAUCUCAGAACUGUCAUUGAUAUAUUACACAAAGAGAAAUUCUACCUCAGUGAACAUAAGAUGCAAUUGUUCCAGAAAGAAUUGAAGAUACUAGGCCACAUUAUUGAUGAUCAAGGUAUUAGAAUGGACCCUCAUAAAGUCGAUUCUAUUCAACAAUGGAAAGUACCUACUAAUAAAGAUUUGUUACAAGGUUUCUUAGGAUCAGUAGGGUAUUUAGCACCCAAUAUACCUCAAUUACACAUUUCUACAGGUAUUUUAUCAAAGAUUGCAGGAGAAACCACAUUUUUCAGAUGGACAUUCACUGAACAGCAAGUGUUUGAUCAAAUAGUAAAGCUAGUAUCAGAUUUCAGGCAUAAUCACAGGAUAGUAUUGGACUACAGUAAGAAUGCACCACCUAUCAACAUUGUUACAGAUGCUUCAGCUUCAGGAAUUGGAGGAAUAGUCAGCCAAGGUCAUGAUUGGAAAGAUUCCAAGAUAGCAGUGUUUUUCUCAGUGAAAUUAAACCCUGCACAACAGAAUUACCUAGUACACAAUGUAGAAUUACUAGCAGGAGUAGAAACUAUGCUAAGACACAAGAAUCUACUACAAGGAAUGCAUUUCUUUUGGUAUACCAAUUAUAGAGUGUUAGAACACAUUCUAAGGCAACCAGUAUUAAGUGGAAGACAAGCCAGAUGGCUAGAGAAGAUAUCAGACUUUGAUUUCAUUGUAAAAUACAUU